CCCACAGCCACUGAGGCUGUGCAGGAAGGCAGGACGAAUGUGUAAUUGGACACAUUGUAAUUUGGUUGAGGCCCCAAAAGACAACCCUUCCGGGUUAAGCGUCAGAGCUGUCUGGCGGCUGAACUGUAAGGACGCAGCUUUGGGAGCUUCGGGACUCGGGUCUGAUCGAAAGAUUACCGGUAUGGAGACUCGCCAAGACGACUGCCACGGUUCGGACAAGAUGAUGGGUCAGGGAGCUGGUGAGGACCAAGAACAACAGCAUGGUGGGAAUGCAAUGGUCUUGAAGGCCGAAGAGGAAGGGGGCAAGCAUGGGCUUGUAGAGAGCAAGCUUGCCCAGGGUGAGCUUGAUCAGGGCAAACUUGCUCUGGGCGACCUCGCUCCAGGCAAGCUUGCUCAAGAAGAGCCUGCUCAGCUCAGUCUUGCUCAGGAAGCCACAGGAGUGGCAGAGCAGGGAGAAAACAAAGAAGAAAUGGGAAGAGGACAUGCUGGCGAUGGUAGCUCUGGCCCCGUGGACAACGAGAUCCGAGGGGACGGUGCCCAUGGCGGCGCUGCUCAACAGCAGCCUCAGCAAGAGGCUGCCAUGCCUGAGGGCAGCAAGAGUCUACGCGCUGGGGACAGGCAGCCUGUCCAGCGCCGCACCAGAUUCACCCUGUCUCAGCUGCAGGAUCUGGAGCAUCUUUUCCAGGAGACUCGCUACCCCAGCUUGCGAGCAAGGAAGGAUCUAGCAAGAUGGAUGGGUGUGUCGGAAGCUGAUGUGCAGGAAUGGUUUAGGAACAGGAGAGCCAUUUUCAGAAGAAAUAGUAGAAUAGCCAUGCUGAGCGAGGUCGUACCUGGUCCCCACAAAAAGGAUGCCUGAGGAUUUUGGAGCAGCACUUGAGUGCCAUCCCUGUCCAGGAGACAGAUGUCCUGGAGCCUGUCCCUGCCCCCUACCUAUGUGUCGGCCACCCAUACUGGCCAUGACAACCCUAUCUUCCCUGAAAUAUGUUCUGCAAUA
Phodopus roborovskii (desert hamster) is the source of this 994-nucleotide messenger RNA. RefSeq names its product homeobox protein Rhox5. The record is from RefSeq and is a predicted model, not a curated record. Gene Ontology annotation, molecular function: DNA binding. NCBI's taxonomy places the organism in Eukaryota, Metazoa, Chordata, Mammalia, Rodentia, Cricetidae. The transcript is spliced from 4 exons. Bases 38 to 856 code for a protein of 272 amino acids.